CGUAACAACCCAGAGGCGAGGACACCAGUGGUCCGUUGGCGCCGGCGAUCCAAGGCCAAUCGCUCCCUCGCUCGCAUUAUCUUCCUUGUCGCCUCCGCCCAUCCCCCACCCACACGCCUGAGUCCUCCUCUCCGGCCCCCGAUCUCGCGGCUUCCUCGGCGAUGGCGGCUCCUGUGGUGGACGCGGAGUACCUGCGCCAGGUCGACAAGGCGCGCCGCGCCCUCCGCGCCCUCAUCUCCUCCAAAGGAUGCGCCCCCAUCAUGCUCCGCCUCGCAUGGCAUGAUGCUGGAACUUAUGAUGUGAACACAAAAACUGGUGGCGCAAAUGGUUCGAUUAGAUACGAGGAAGAGUACACCCAUGGUUCAAAUGCUGGUUUAAAAAUUGCUAUCGAUCUCCUCGAGCCUAUCAAAGCUAAGAAUCCAAGGAUAACAUACGCAGACCUUUAUCAGCUUGCUGGAGUGGUUGCAGUUGAAGUGACCGGGGGCCCAACCGUUGAGUUUGUUCCUGGCAGACGUGAUUCGUCAGUGUGCCCCCGCGAAGGGCGUCUACCGGAUGCUAAGAAAGGUGCACCACAUCUAAGGGACAUCUUCUACCGGAUGGGCCUAACAGACAAAGAUAUUAUAGCUCUAUCUGGGGGCCACACUCUGGGAAGGGCUCAUCCUGAGAGGUCUGGAUUCGAAGGUGCCUGGACAAAGGAGCCUCUUAAGUUUGAUAACUCCUACUUUCUUGAGCUGUUGAAGGGGGAAUCUGAGGGGCUUUUACAGCUCCCUACUGACAAGGCACUAUUGUCAGAUCCUGAAUUUAGGUACUAUGUGGAGCUUUAUGCAAAGGAUGAAGAUGUCUUCUUCAAAGACUAUGCUGAAUCACACAAGAAACUCUCUGAGCUUGGCUUCACUCCCCGUAGCAGUGGUGCAGCAUCCACUAAAUCAGAUCUUCCAACUGCUGCUGUACUUGCACAGAGUGCUUUUGGGGUAGCCGUUGCUGCAGCCGUAGUCAUUGUGGGCUACUUGUACGAGGCUUCCAAGAAGAGCAAGUAAAUUGCUAAGUUCUUGAUCGCAUGGCUUCACUUAGUAUCAAGUGAAAUAACAGAAUCCUAGUAAUGAGGUCCAGCAGCGUUAUCUCAAAAUACUUGAAAAUUCUUACGGACAUUCCCUUCAUGUUUACACCGUACUCAUGAGUCAUGAAUAUUUCAAUGACAACUAUAUGGAGAUGGAUAGCCUAUUGUUGAAACCA
Messenger RNA from Phragmites australis (common reed), 1233 nucleotides. RefSeq names its product probable L-ascorbate peroxidase 4, peroxisomal. The record is from RefSeq and is a predicted model, not a curated record. The transcript has 9 exons. Gene Ontology annotation, biological process: response to reactive oxygen species; cellular response to oxidative stress; hydrogen peroxide catabolic process. NCBI's taxonomy places the organism in Eukaryota, Viridiplantae, Streptophyta, Magnoliopsida, Poales, Poaceae. Gene Ontology annotation, molecular function: peroxidase activity; heme binding. Bases 162 to 1037 code for a protein of 291 amino acids.